AUGAGCAAUUAAACUUAAUAAGAUGAUAAUGAGUAUGUCUUUGAAAAUCUUAACGAAUAUCAGGCAUUUGUGAAAAAUAAUAAACGCACAAAAUUGCACAAUAAAUCAACUGUUUCAUGGCUUAAAACAAGAUACUCCAAUAAAACAAAAAAACAUUAUCUUUUGUUUCCAGAAGAGUUGAUAGAAGAUAUGAAAAUUCGUAAAAUAUUCAAAAUAUUUGAUAAGGAUGGCUCUCAAGCACUUGAUUUAAAAGAAAUGGUAGAAAUGUUUCAAAAGUAUAAUAUCGAAAUUGACAAGGAAGAACUCUAAUAAAUAUAUAAUAUUGUAGAUAAAACUAAAGAUAAUGCAUUAAAUUACUUAGAAUUUAAAGAAUGUGCUAUCUCCUAAGAUGCUAAUGCCAUUUUCUCUAAAAUGAUUUCUAAAGUACGUACUUAAGAACAACAAAAAAAAUCAGCAGAGGAAAGAAACAUUUAUUUACCUUAAAGAUUCUCAGAAAUGGUCACUUAUCUUAGCUAUAGAAUUAAUAGAGAGGAUUUAGAAGAUUAUUUGAGAGAAAGAAAUCACAGAAUCAGUGAGAGAUACGAAAAAUAUUUAUAAUUAAUGAAUUUAAAUGGGCUUGAUUCAGCUGGAGCAACUGCUCACGAAAACCAAAUCAAAGAUUAAAAAAAAUUAGAUAAGGCUAGUGAUCUUGAGUAGAAAAUUUUUGAUAGGCAAUCUAGUUCAGAUUCAGAUGGUGAAUCUUUAGAAGCUGAAAAGUCUUUUAGAAAUUAAAUUAAAGAAGAGCAGUUAAAGAAACAAUAAAAAGCAUAAUAUAGACUAUCUUAGGCUACAAAUUCAGUCAACAGAUCAUAACCUCAUUUGAUGUCUACUUCUCCUAGACAUGGCUCACUUUAAAUAGAACUUUAGGCGUAAAACAGUAAUUAUUUUUUGCAGUCUUCUGUAGCUGGUGCUUAAACUUAUGGAACUUAAGGAAGCAAUUAUAACAACUCAAACUCUUAGUUGGCAGCUUCUAGAGGUUCAAUUAGGAACUCAAAAAUUAGAACAUAAGGGAAAAAGGAAAUGGAUGAGGAGUAAAUUCACAACAAAUUUACCAAAUAUGAAGCUUAGAGUCUAUCUAAAAAGGCUCAGCUCAAAGGAAAGGAUGAUGCAUAAAAUUUAUAUACUGAAGUAUCAAAAUAAUAUGGUACACAAGAAAAUUUUUACAAGACUUUCUAAAGCACUUAAAAUUGGUAGAACGCUAACAAUGAUACUUAAGCUGGUUUAAAAAAUAAAACAUAAUUAUAAACUGAUGAGACUGAUUCAUAAUUAGGUAGUGUAGAAAACAAAAAGUCUGCUGAAAGAAGCAAUUUAUUACCUCUGUCAACAACAUUUUAAAACCAUAGAGGAGGAAUAGGGAAAUUCUUUGGAAGUAAUGGCUAAGACUUCGAGAGCACUUAGAAUUCUUAAAAUAUAAACAAUAAUAUUUACGGAACAAGAUAAAAAUAUUCAAACGAUGACUUUAGACAUACUGAUUUCAAAGGAUUUAAUAAUAAGAGUCAUAAUUAGCUAGGAACAAUGAGGAGUGUCAGUUAAUUUAUGACCAGCAAGAAUAAAUUUAAUAGCACUUUCUAUACUCUUGGGAAGCGUCCUACAACAAAUUAAAGCUAAUUAAAAACUCUCGGGAUAGAUAAAAGCUCAUUUAAAAGCAUUUGCAAUAUAAUGAAUAAAACAUUGUUGCAACUAGAGAAUAAGAAAAUUACAAACAAUUUGUUUAUAAAAACAGCUCCUUCGUCUACUAGAUUUUCUUAUAAUAAGCAAAACUAGGAAAAUAAAGUAUAGAAUAUGAGCUAAAAACUAUUGAAUUAGAAUAUAGAGAAUAAUAUAAUAGAUCCGAAACUAAUGCAAUCUAUUUACAAACCUAACCAGAUAUAAGAAUAUUAAGAAAGAGAGAAAUAAUUGAUAAAUGAAAUCAAACAAGAUAUUAUGAAUAAAUUUUUAAUGAACAAUCAAGUUGCUGUGUCAUUAUUUGAAGAUUUACAAAAAUCAAAUUAAAAACCAUAUUAUAAAGUUAAUCAUUCUAUCACAACAGAACAAUCAUUCUUAAAAUAAAACAGGCUUCCUGAAUUAGAUAUGAUGAAUAAAGUGUACGAAAAAGAUAAGACACCUAUUGGUAAACACAUGAAUAAUUAACUUGACAGCAAAUAUUUAAAAAAUUGA
Molecule: messenger RNA, 2196 nt
Organism: Tetrahymena thermophila SB210
Lineage: Eukaryota; Ciliophora; Oligohymenophorea; Hymenostomatida; Tetrahymenidae
Product: EF hand protein
Exons: 3
Molecular function (GO): calcium ion binding
Source: RefSeq, a predicted model, not a curated record